Molecule: messenger RNA, 595 nt
Organism: Arachis duranensis
Lineage: Eukaryota; Viridiplantae; Streptophyta; Magnoliopsida; Fabales; Fabaceae
Product: probable transcription factor KAN4
Exons: 2
Coding region: 140-514 (124 amino acids)
Molecular function (GO): DNA-binding transcription factor activity
Source: RefSeq, a predicted model, not a curated record
AGGCAGACAUUUUGGAACAACUUAUUCUUGUAUUUUUUUUCACAGCGCUCUUCAAGCUAAGAGGUAAUUUGUAAAGGAGGAAUUCAAGAAAUUAUUGUAGCAUUUAUACUGAGCAUCGCAUCUACUAAAAUAAAUAAAUAUGUCAAAGGGAUUUGAGAUUCAUCAAGAGAAUAAUGAAGGAAAUGGCGGCAAGAGUAAUAAUGAUAAUGAGGGUGAGGAAAAUUCAUUUGACAUAAAUGAAGGAGCGGCUAUGAGUGAUGAUGAGGAAUUAGAAGAAGAGAAUAAUAAUGAAGCAAAGGAGGAGGAGGAGGAUAACAAUGAAGAAGGGAAUUUAACAAACCCAAGUAGCAGCAGCACAGCAUCAAGAGAAGGGAAGAGAGGGAGUGGUGUGAGGCAAUAUGUGAGAUCAAAGAUGCCAAGGCUUUGUUGGACUCCUAAUCUUCAUCUCUCCUUUGUCCAUGUUGUUCAGAGGCUUGGAGGUCAAGAAAGUAAUUCCACUCUCAAACAUUUGUAAGAAUACACUUCAAUUUGACUUGGGAGGAGUUCAAUUUGAUAAAAUGGUCUGUUUCAAUCUUUUUUUAAGUGAUUCUUCUGU